UCCCGACCACACAUAUGUAAUUGUGGUACUGGAGCAAAAAGUGAAGUGGAGCUAUGUUUUAAACCCACCAUGAAUCGAACCACGAACUAACUUCAGUGAGACACAAGCCAAAAUUCUGACCGAAGCCUAUAUAUAAAGCAGUUGAAAACUCUAACUUUCAUAACAAAAGUCGUUCUGAUUAUGUACGCCUAACACGUGUUGUGACAACUUCGAGACUGACAAUGUCGUUUGAUGACAUAUUUAAAGUUUUGGGUGAAUUUGGGACGUACCAGAAAAGAGUGUAUCUUAUGCAAUGUGUGCCUCAAAUCUUCAGCGCCAUUCAAACAUGUCUGUCUAUUUUCAUUCUGUUCACUCCGGAACACAGAUGCAGCAUUCCGUUUUAUGAGAACGACACGUUCCAUGUUCAAAACAUCCAACACCAUAGCUUGCUCAAUAUAUCCAUACCAUACGAAGAAGUACAGGACCAAUAUGGACAUACAGUCGCUCAAUAUUCCAAAUGUGCCAUCAACAGAAUCGUCCCAUCAAAUGCGAGUUCAGGGGGAAACACAUCUAUCGUCACGUACAAGUGUCAUUCCUUCGUAUUUGACACAACAAUAUUCCAGAGUACCUUCACAACCGAGGACAACCUUGUCUGUCAACGAAAGAAAUAUAUUGUUCACGCCACGAUGGCUUUUAUGGCUGGGUUCACAGUUGGCUCGCUGUUACUUGGGAUAAUGGCAGAUGUACUUGGACGUAAGAGGUCUAUGAUCCUAAGUGUAGUUUUGUAUAUCUUUCCAAACAUCAGUGGCAGUUUCGUCACAAGCUUCGAGCUGUUUGUCACUUGUCGGUUCCUGUCGGGUGCCUCCGUUGGUGGUCUUCUCGGGACUGGAUUUGUUAUGGGAUUGGAGUUUGUAGGCCCUAGCAAGCGAAUGUGGGCUGGAAUUGUGAUUGAGCUGUUCUGGGCCAGCGGGACCAUGUUGCUUGCCUUGCUCGCCUACCUUAUUCGCGAUUGGAAAUAUCUCAAUCUUGUCGUUUCUAUUCCGCCAGUCUUGUUUUUAUCAUAUAUAUGGAUCAUGCCAGAAUCUGUCAGAUGGCUAAUAAUAAAAGACCGAAAGGAAGAGGCAAUGGAUAUACUUCAGCAUGCAGCUCGUGUUAACGGGGUACAUCUACCCAGUACUAUACUUGAGAAAGGAAACGAGAAGACAGAAAAGCAGGUCGAAUCCUCAUGUUUCCCUGUCUUUAAACUGUUCUCGACGAAAAGAAUGGCAAUUCGGUCUUUGAUUAUUUUCCUUAAUUGGACGGUAUGCAGUAUGGUAUUUUACGGACUUAGCAUUAACGUUGGAAACAUCAGUGGAAACAUAUUCCUCAACUUCUUCUUCAUCAGUUUGGCCGAAUUACUUGGCUUCCUCAGCCUGCUUUUCGUCCUUAACAAAUUUGGUCGGAGGCCAGUCUACAUCACAUCUGUUGUUAGUGCCGGGGUGUUUUGUAUAUGCACAGUAUUUCCUGUGAUAUUCGGCACUCAAGAGACACAAUGGGUUGCUAUUUUGUUAGCAACGAUCGGAAAAGUUGGGGCCUCUGCAGCGUUUGCUACCGUCCUUUUGUUUUCUGCGGAGUUAUUUCCUACAGUCAUCCGGAAUUCCGCUAUGGGGGCUGCUUCAUUCUGUGCCAGAGUCGGCGGGAUGCUGUCGCCUUAUAUCGUAGAUCUCGUUGAAAGUGUAGAAGGAGAUGUCGGACGAGCCCUUCCAAUGGUCGUAUUCGGUCUAGGAGCAAUAAUAUCGGGCUUACUGGCAUUUUGCCUUCCAGAAACACUGCAUGAAAAUCUACCAGAGACUAUCGCAGACUCUAUGCCACAACCACGAAAAUCAAAACCAGAUAUCAAUGAUGUUGAUUUAAAGACGAACGAACCAUUGAUGAACGGCGACAAAUGUCAUGUAUGAAAGAUUUGGAGCGUAGGAGGAGAUCUGAAUGAUACAUAAACACAAAUGACAGAAUUCAUGAUGUGGUUGAUGAAAGAAAUUAAUCCAACAUAAAUAUUCCACAUUCCAAAUUCACAAGCUAGUCAAAAAUGUUAUCUUAUCCAGUAUACUUAUCCCUGUGUUACAGUUAUCUCCCUUAGCAAUACACAAGGUACACAUCUAAUAUCGACAUGCGUAUGUGAUAAGAAGCAAUAUAUAUACGUUACUAAAUAUAUCGUAAAAGGAAAAGGACGAUUUAUUUUUUGUUAUUUUGAGAACGAUUUUUUUCCAAUAUUCAAAAUGAGGUGUUCAUACAUUUAAACAUUCAUUGAGAUUUUGUAAAUCUUAUCCAACGAUAUUAGGGAUUUAGUAUGGUAUAAUGACUUUUGUAUCUCAAAGAUUCCCUGAACUACUAUAUGCAAAUUUUAACAAAAUAUGUGCAAGAUACGUGUUUCGCGUAACAGCGUAUCGUGUGAGUUCUGUUCAGUCUUGACAACUGUAACGCAGUUAUGGUAACCAUUGUGUCAUCUUGGUAUUUCGUCAUCUUACUAACUCGCAAUUACAUCGAAAUUGUUUUUAAGAUUUAAUAAGAAUAACACGUCCCUCCAUUUAUAUACUUUGAAAUUCAAUGACAUACUUACAGCUUAUUACAUGACUUUGUUAAUUAUAAAAUCACGACUACAUGUUAUCACGUAGCUUGAGCCUUACGUUUCUGCUUUGAACCAAUUAUUGUUACGUAAUAAUAAUCAUGCAAACAAACCGAAAUUAAGAAUAACAACAUUGUAAAGGCCCUUUAACUUUUCAGGAAAUUCAUGCAUCAGCGAAACUCGAUUUGCCUUAAUCGCUGAAAAUUAGCCAAAUUGCGUCAUCACACUGUUUUAUAUGACAAAUCACACCGAGAUUACAUAAUGUGUUGUAUUCAAAAACUACUGCUUGCAUUAAAUGCCAAUUGACGGACCGCCAAAAUAUUUGAUUACAAGGGGAUCGUAGAAAUCAAGCCAAAAUGUUAUCGCAUAAAAGCCACGGAUGGUGUAAUAAUGUGAAAUUUAUUCAUUUCAUAACCUUGGAAAACUGGACCACUGCCUGAGGCCAAUUAUGAAUGUGCGAAUCUAGGGACAUGUUUUGCUACAUGAAAACAUGUCAUUACUAGUCUAACUCAAGGCCACGCGACAUGUUUUAGAUAGAUGAGGAAUUGGGUUCAAGCUAUUCUUGAAAAGAGUUACUGGAGAAUAUUACAUUAAAGCUUAUGUGAGAUUUCAGUCCCAAUAACUUGCAAUUAUUCCCAAUAUGAGUAGUGAUAAUGUGUCAGAUGCAAACUAAUUAUGAAAGGUCAUUAAGGUCACACAAUGGAUGCAUAUUAGAUAUAAUGAAAUGACACUCCUGCGGAAAUUGACAUUGGCAACAGCUGAUUAGAUAAAACAAAAAUGCAACUGAAUAUUCGUAUCCCGCUAAUACUAAACUGUUAUCGAUAACCCGAAAAUCUGCUUCGUAAGAUUACAUACUAUUUUUAUGCUGAUAGCUAUGUUGUUUUCUUUUCCUUUUAAAUUAGCUUACAUAACUACCUGCCUGUCAUUUUAUACGGAAUAUAUUGGGGUUUUUUCCCCAUAUAUUUAAGACAUGAACUAUUAAAAACCACAUAUUCUUUACAUCUUGAUAAGGGUAUCAGUAUAGAUGCAGCUUUAUAUUUGAUACCAUAUAUUCAGAUUCUUUAUAUUUUUUUGCGUUCGAUUUGUUUUACGUUUGUAAGAUAUAAAGUACGAUAUCCAUAAUAUGUUCAGGAUAUUUUGGAUAUUGAAAAGACCUUGAAAACAACCCUCUUUUCUACUAACAGAUACUAUUAUUACUUGUUACACUACACGGAUUACUCAUAAAAUAACAUGUGGAUUUACUGGUGUACCUAUACUCUUAAUUGCAAAUGUCCUUCCAGUACUUUUCGAAUGUAGUUAAGCUAGUUUUGUUGAAUUCAGAUCCAAGUAAAACAGAAGUAGCAUAUAUAUCUUGACGCCCAUAACUGUAUGCAUAUUUUCCUUACUGUAAACUUGAACGUUUUAUAUAUUUAUAAUAGAUGGGAUAGAUUUGUAUUUAAAUCUCAUGUAUGAUGGGAGUUUCAGAUGAAUGCACCACUAUAACCAUUUGUACUGUAAUAAGACUAUGUUUCAUGUUUAUCUCACCUGUUGUUUGGAGAGCUAUAUAUCAGUUACCUGCUGUUUAUUUGUUAAACAUGAAUGGAGAUGGAGGAUACAUUGUAAUAUGUUAAUUGUAAAUGUCAUUAGGAAAUGUUGAAAGUGUCUUGAUAACAUGAGCAAAGAUCAUUACAAAUAUAAACACAAAAGUUAUGCCUGUAUUGGUUUGGCUUUUACCCAGACAAACUGAUAAAAAACCGUUUACUUGAGUUGUCGGCUAGUAACGCAGUAAAAUUCAAGGUAAUUACAAAUCACGAACUUUGUCUUUUAUUUUCAAAAAAAUUACGUACCUGGAAAUGUAUGAUUGCGAAGUCGACAAGGAUCGGCAACGUUCUGCAUCAUGUUUCCUGUCCCUCUUGUUCUAUAUUUGAAACUUAGAUAUGUGAUAUCGUUGUCAAGUCACCAUUAGCCUAUAUUAUCAUGCCUUUUUCUCUUUUUCUAAUUCAAAUAUACAUGACACCAUCAAGUGUGAUAUAUUAAAGAAUUGUUAACGUAUACACUAUCUUUUUUCAACAAUUAGUUUCAUUUAUAUUUUAAAUGGAAUUAUGACAUUCAUUUUUUGAUAUAACGUGUAUGAUUAAUGAUUUUAAUUUUAUAUAUUGUAUAUAUAAAUAUAUGAUAUACACAGUUUUACAAAGGUUGCUAAACAUGUAGAUGAUACCAGUACCCUUGAUAUAGAAGUUAAUAUAAUAACAUAUAUUUCUAACAUGUGUGUACGUAAGAUACUCAAAACUGAUGACUGCUAAUUAUUUGUAAUAUAUAACGGAUUUUUUAAACUGUCCAUAAUCUUGUAUUCAUAACGAAGAUGUUGCGAAAAGAUAAUUGCACAUUUAAGUUGUCUUGUUCACUGAUUGAUAUAUUUCCUAUGCCAUGUUUCCGACCGCCUUUGUCAAUGGAAAAGUCAGCUAAUUAUUUCAUGUUAGUUGUUUGGGACAUAACAUUACACCAUACGAAAUUCAGUUAGAAAAACAUGAAAACAUUGCAUAUAUGCGGAAUCGCUGAUAUUUAUCACCUUUUUAUGAUUUCUGUCAAUCUUCAGUCUGCUCUGAAGGACAUUUUAGCUGUAAAAGAAGUGUCUUGAUUUUUAAAAGUAUAAUGGUGGCUUUUUCAUUACGAUUGGGGUUCCAUUACCUUCAUAGACAUGACAAUAUUGCUGUCAACGUAUCUACUGAUACAUGAUCAAGUUUUUAUUUUGGUGUAACAUCGAAUUGGUAUACUGUAAUAUGAUUAAUUUGUGACGAAAAAUUCGAAAGAAAAUCCGUAAUGUGGCAGUGUAUAUGACGCCACUAUAUUUCAUAUCACUGUGAUAUGUACGGGUCGGAUCCAUUUUUGAAAUGUGAUAUCGCAUAACUAUAAUGAUAACGAGUGCUCUAUGCGUCAUUUUUGCUCUACACCUACAGGGUGUAUUUCUGAGAUUUGAUCAAGCAGAUUCUCGUUCAAUUAUAUGCAGGUAUUUUAAGAUCAAUUAGUUCAUUAACGGUUGCGACAAGAAACUGAUUCCUCAGCUAUUGCCGUUAGUGCUAGGCGUCUAUUCCACAAAAAAUAUCAGUUUUAAAUCAUAUUUCCAUGCUUGAUGCGUUUUGCAGAUCUUCAGCAUUUUUCAGGCAUAGUUAUAAAUAAUGUUUUAAUUUAGAAAAGAAAGAAUCGAAAGUUUAAUGUCAAAUGGAAAAAUUUUCCUGAGCAAUAAAUUCGUUUUUUCAGUAUUUUCAUUCUUUUGUUCUUCAUAUAAUUUUAUCACCUCAUGCAAGACUUCGAGGUUUCUUGAUCAGUUAUGAUAACGCAUUGUUUUAACCUUGCAUGCCAUCGCUUAAUUCUGAUGAAGAAUGGCAAGGAUUUUUAAGUGAAAUUAUCAGCACUUUUUUUACCUAAAUGAACGAAACACCUAUAUGUUUAAUAAGCUUUUCAGUAAAAAGUUGUCAAUUAUCAGCUAAUAUUCUUCCAAUUUCUUCUAUCAUGAAAUACAUAUGUACAACUUUAAAAUUUAGGAUAUUACGAUGUGUAGCGUGAAAGUGUGUGUAAAUGCU
Messenger RNA from Ylistrum balloti, 6141 nucleotides. RefSeq names its product organic cation transporter protein-like. NCBI's taxonomy places the organism in Eukaryota, Metazoa, Mollusca, Bivalvia, Pectinida, Pectinidae. Gene Ontology annotation, cellular component: membrane. Gene Ontology annotation, biological process: transmembrane transport. The transcript has 11 exons. Gene Ontology annotation, molecular function: transmembrane transporter activity. The record is from RefSeq and is a predicted model, not a curated record. The coding region runs from base 222 to 1916 and encodes 564 amino acids.